AUGGGCUUAGCCAUCUGGUGCCACCCCGUAGCUGCCCCAGCACAGCUCCGCAGCUGGCACAUGCGCUGCCGGGCGAGGGCAGCCCCGCUGGACCCCGACCUGUGGGGUUGUGGACAGAGGACCCUGAGGGAGGUUUGUCCUCAUCGGCGGGUGCGUGAGGAGCCACACGGCCGCAGCAACUCCAUCCCCCCGGCGCAGACCCCCACCGCCAAGCACGUGCUGGCUUACCUGCCCCAGCCACCCACCAACACCAGCCGGUACGGCACCUUCCCCCAGAAGCCCGAACUCCCGGCCGCCCCCAGGGCUCUGGCAGAGGACGGCCGGCAGCAAGCCAGUGCUGUUGCUGCCAAGCAAAGCACCCUGGUGCCAAACUACCCAUCCCCACCCCGCCGCGGCAGCAUCGUCCCCAGCAAGCCGUCCCCACCACCGAGCUGCGGCAGCAUGGCCGCCCAGCACCAUCCUGGCAAUCCAUCCCGGUGCCUGCCAGCCGCCCCACGGGAGGCGGGCGCCCGCUGGUACCCGCUGCACUCGCUGAGCAUGCCCAACAUCCCUGUCUCAGCAGGUGGCAAGACCCCCACCCCGGAGGGGCUGCAGGGCCGGUGCCGCAAGCUGCUGGAGGAGGAUGGCCCCGUGGUCCAGGCCAGCAAGCGGCAGUGCUACGUGACGAAGGUGGGCAAGUGCCAGGUGAACCUGGGCAACAUCCAGGAGAAGAAGAGGUUCCUCUCAGACAUCUUCACCACCAUCGUGGACCUCAAGUACCGCUGGUUCAUCUUCAUGAUGUGCUGCAUCGUCACCUGGGUGGUCUUCGGCACCGUCUACUUCUUCAACGCCUGGGCGGGGUGUGACAUCAGGCACCGGGGCGAUCCCGAGUGGCGGGCGUGCAUCAAGAACGUGGACAGCUUCGUCUCCGCCUUGCUUUUCUCAGUGGAAAGCCAGCAGACCAUCGGCUACGGCUCCCAGAUGGUGACGGCCAACUGCACCAAGGGCAUCAUCCUGCUGAUGGCACGGUCCAUCGUCGGCUCCAUGAUCGACGCCCUGAUGGUGGGCUGCAUGUUCGUCAAGAUCUCCCGGCCCAAGAAGUGUGCCCAGACCCUCAUCUUCAGCAAGAACUGUGUCAUCUCCCGCCGGGAUGAAAAGCUCUGCCUGAUGUUUCGCAUGGGGGACCUGCAGGACAGCCACAUGGUGGACGCCAAGAUCCGGGCCAAGCUGAUCAAGUCCCGGCAGACAGCCAAGGGGGAGUUCAUCCCCCUGGAGCAGUCGGAGCUGAACCUGGGCUACGACACGGGGGAGGACCACCUGUUCCUGGUGGAGCCCCAGAUCAUCUGCCACAUCAUCAACCACCGCAGCCCCUUCUGGGACAUGUCGGCCGACUCGCUGCACUGGGAGCAGUUCAAAAUCAUCAUCAUCCUCGAGGGCAUCGUGGAAGCCACAGGAAUGACGUGCCAAGCCCACACCUCGUACGCUGCAGACGAGACCCUCUGGGGGUACCGCUUCGAGCCCUGCAUGUCGCUGGAGAAAGGCGCCUUCCGGGUGGACUACAGCCGCUUCGAGAUGACCUUCGAGGUGCAGACCCUGGCGGCCAGCACCAAAGAGCUGCAUGAGCUGAAGCACUCCAUGUUCAGCCUCUACCGGGACCACCUCCUGCAGCCCUGCGCCCUGCCAGGGCCCGGCAAGGAUGCUCUCACCGGGCUGAGCGUCCCCGGCAGCGUGGCCCAGGGCAGCCAGGACGAGCCACCGGAGCCGGGAGCUGCCGCCGGAGCCGCGGCGCGCGUGCACACCCCCCCGGCAGUGCUGCGCUUUGUGUCCGUCGCCUGA
Messenger RNA from Aptenodytes forsteri (emperor penguin), 1815 nucleotides. Its product is annotated as G protein-activated inward rectifier potassium channel 4. The transcript has 5 exons. Gene Ontology annotation, biological process: regulation of monoatomic ion transmembrane transport; potassium ion import across plasma membrane. Gene Ontology annotation, cellular component: plasma membrane. Lineage: Eukaryota; Metazoa; Chordata; Aves; Sphenisciformes; Spheniscidae. Gene Ontology annotation, molecular function: inward rectifier potassium channel activity. The record is from RefSeq and is a predicted model, not a curated record. The coding region runs from base 1 to 1815 and encodes 604 amino acids.